This is a messenger RNA of Phytomonas sp. Hart1, 1887 nucleotides long. NCBI's taxonomy places the organism in Eukaryota, Euglenozoa, Kinetoplastea, Trypanosomatida, Trypanosomatidae. The record is from the annotation of a GenBank genome assembly.
AUGGAAGAUAAACCCUAUUGCGCGGAGAAUGGUAAUUCCACCUCUGGUGUUGAAGGAAAGUACCUUAUUCAUGAAGAGGCGAUAGUGGGUCGUGGUGCAUGGAGUGUUGUCAAGCGAUGUACUCCUAUUCCUCCCUACACGCCACGUGGGUCAUAUCCUGGUAUGAAGUUUGUUGUGAAGGUAAUCGAAAAAGAAUAUUUGAUUUCUUUGACCAAAGGCGAUGUGGAUCGAGCCAUGGUAGAGGUGAAGCGUGAAAUUAAUGUCCUUAGACACAUCCCACCGCAUGAGAAUGUGGUCACUUUUAUCGAACACAUAGAAACAGAAAAGCACUUUUUGCUUUUUUUUGAAGAAGUUUGCUGCGGCGAUCUGUGUGAACUUAUUCUUCAAACACCUGAUGGAAAAUUAACAGAGGGUAAGGCUAAGCUUUACAUUUACCAGAUCAUCAAAGCAGUGAUUCAUUGUCACUUGCAUGAUGUUAUCCAUAGAGACAUCAAACCUGAAAAUCUUCUUGUAAGUGAAAAGGACGACAUCAAACUCACGGAUUUUGGUCUUGCUAAGUACUCAAAAGGAGUUUGUACGGGGGAUGCCCCAAGUGAUCCAUUGGAUUUGGUGUCCCUCAUGAUGCCUUACAUUGGAUGUGAGCGUUUUAUUGGGAAGCGUGUCGUGUGUUCAGACGUCAUAGGAACACCGCGUUACGGUGCACCCGAGAUGUUUUAUGCCAAAUUUACGCAAACUCACUACGACGGUUUCAGCGCCGAUACAUGGUCGAUUGGUGUUGUCGCAUAUAUUAUGUUGUCUGGAAGCUUUCCAUACUCCGCCAGCUCCUCCGCAUCAGAGGAAGAAGUCUUCCGCACAAUCAUGGACACUCCGCUUCCGAGCCCAACCAACAUCAGUUCGUCCGCGUUAGAUUUCAUUCAGUGUCUUUUGAACAAGGAUCCCACUAAACGUGUGCCACUUUAUAAAACUCUUAACCAUCCUUGGCUCAUGGACAUUGUGGUGCCGCGUGGUUCCAUCGUUGCGAGCAAGUUGCGACAAAAUUCCAUCAUCCCCAAGGUCGAGGAGGCAUGCAAAUGGUUUGAUGAAGAAGCAAUGAACCUUCAUAUUUGCAUUUCAAAGCUUGAACAUGAACUUCUGGUUCUUCGUUCGGAGUUUGAUAAAUCCAGAGAGGAGCACAAAUUUAGGGAGGUACCGAAGACACCGCCACGACGUGCUCAGACUCCGAUCGGAACGUCGCGGUUGCGUAAUACGCGAUCACCGGUAUCAUCAUCGAAGGUUACUUCAGCGAGCAGGCCAGGGUCUCGGCUGCGAACUGUCAGUCGUGACGUCGGCACCACUUUAAUCCAAAGUAAACCCUUGAACGCAACUUCUCGCACUCGAAGCCCUCUUGCGCGUAGUGCAUGUGGGGCAGCUGUGAGACGUGGGACUCCCGCUCGAACGGGAGGAACAACCCCAGCUUCACUCCGCAGUGGCACCCCAACCCGCCCCACAACUAGAUCGACUUCUACAAUUCGGGGUUCGCACGCUAAUCGUGCCAUGACACCAUCUGGGAAAGCACGCGAGUCUACGCUAAACCAUACCCCACGAAAGCCUUCACAAACUCCACGUACACUUUCAGGAGGCAUGAACAGCAUGUCCUCGUCUACGAUAGGUGCAACUCAAGCGUGCGACUUGCGCAUUAAUGACCAUAUUACCUACAAGGGCCACCGUGCUGUUGUGCGUUUCAAUGGCCCAACUUCUUUUGGUGCAGGCAUUUGGAUCGGAUUGGAAAUGUUGGAGGGUAAUGAAGGUACCAAUGACGGGUCUUCUUUUAUUGAUAAAAAGGAGUACUUCAAAUGUCCCAAGGGAAGGGGCGUUUUUGUACGUGCUUCGCAGGUAAAACGGUGUUAA